GCGAUCACUCUCUCUUUCUGGGUUACUGUAGUUGGGAUAAAACAACCAGCCUCACCUCCGUGAAACAACCAGACCUUCUUUUUACACUCGUCUGCAUCUUUUUGUCAGAGCAUCAUCAAACCGCAGCCACCAUGACGGAGUCAGAGGCGUUGCAGAAGAAGCAGCACAAGCCCAGCAAUGUUCUCCCUGAGGCCACCAGAGAAGACGUGUUUGAUCACACAUACAAAAUGAAAGAAGGCCCCAACCUCCCAGUCAUCGUCUGGAAAAAUGUCUGUUUGAUGACUCUGUUGCAUAUAGGUGCUCUGUACAGCGUGUUCCUCAUCCCCUCUGCACAUCCUUUGACCUUGCUUUGGUCUGUUUUUUGUUUUGUGAUAAGUGCUUUAGGAGUCACUGCAGGAGCUCAUCGCUUAUGGAGUCAUAGAUCCUACAAGGCCACAUUACCUCUAAGGAUCUUUCUUGGUUUUGCUAACUCCAUGGCAUUUCAGAAUGAUAUCUUUGAGUGGGCUCGAGACCACAGGGUUCACCACAAAUAUUCAGAGACAGAUGCUGACCCUCACAACGCUGUCCGGGGCUUCUUCUUUGCUCACAUUGGUUGGCUGCUGGUGCGCAAACACCCUGAUGUCAUCGAGAAAGGGCGCAAGCUGGAGCUCAGUGACCUGAUGGCUGACAAAGUUGUUAUGUUUCAAAGGAAGUAUUACAAGCCUUCUGUGCUGCUCAUGUGCUUCUUCGUCCCCAUGUUCGUGCCUUGGUACCUGUGGGGGGAGUCACUGUGGGUGGGGUACUUUAUCCCGGCUCUGCUGAGGUACACCUUGGUGCUGAACGCCACCUGGCUGGUCAACAGCGCAGCUCACAUGUGGGGGAACAGGCCCUAUGACAAGAACAUCAACCCCAGGGAGAACAAGUUCGUCACAUUCAGCGCUAUAGGUGAGGGAUUCCACAACUAUCACCACACAUUCCCCUUUGACUAUGCAACCAGCGAGUUUGGCUGCAAGUUGAACCUUACCACUUGUUUCAUCGACGUCAUGUGUUUCUUGGGCCUGGCCAAGGACCGCAAGAGAGUGUCCCACGAGCUGGUCCUGGCACGAUUACAGCGCACCGGAGACGGAAGUCACCGGAGUGGCUAAGAUUGAUGAAUUGUGGUCAUCUACAAAGGUGAAACAACCGAUAAAGAAGAAGCGUCACAGUCCUUUGACAGCUAUACAUUUCUCAUCCUCUGAGGAUUCAUGAGGGCCUUGACCACAUUUUGCUUGUUUUUGUGGUUUUUGUAGCUGUAACUUAACAAAUUGUUUAAGAUGGAUUAAAAAAACAAACAUUUUUGCUAAGCUCUUGGUUUCUAUUGUUCGGUCAGGCCAAGGUCUUGCAAAGGUGUUUUAGAUUUGAAGUAGAUACAUUUUAAAAAAGUCAACUUCAUUCUCCGCCGUUUUUGCCACUUUGGUGUGCAGUCUUCAUGCAAGGUCAGUCAUGUAGCCAAUCAUUUUUUUAAUGUAAGUAUUACUCAAUUAUUAAUCAAAAUAGACAAAAAGUGGAGCACUGAAAACAUUGGAGGAGUGACAAGCUACGAUUGGAGUUGGUUGCCUUUUAUUGCAGUUUAAAGCAAGUUUUUACCGUUGGAAUACAUAGUAAAUUAGAUUUUUGAGCGCUUUAAGAUCUGGGGAUGUGAGUUUGAAAUUUUUUUAGAAGUUGCUGGCUUUAAUGAAAUAUGGCACAUGAUGGAAGAGUGAGGGAACCCAGACCUUCUUAUUAUAACUGUACUGACAGCCAAAACUGUAUGAAAAAAAGUGCGUUGCGGUGUGUAACUUGAGCCCCUUUUACACUGUCUGUUCAAGACGGGAAUAUAGGGCCGUUAUGCCGACUCACCAUUCUGUAAAUAAGGUAUGAUUGUGGAAUGGCACGAGAGGUAGUAACAGCGACAAAACUGUGUCCGUAAAAAUAGGACAGCCGGCAGGACGGGACCAUGGGCGUGUUAUGUGUGUGACCAACCGCGGGAGAUUUAAAAAGUACCUAGUAGUAUUUUGUGGCUAAUUCAAAGAAGAAGCUGUGGCUGUAAAUGUCCACAUAUAGGUAAAACAACAAAAUUCAGGAGCUUCGUACCCUCUAAGCAGAGGACUAGAUCAGCCACCACAUAACGGACAAUAAAUGAUUAUUAUUGUCAUGUUAUGCCCUUGUUAUUGUCUAUAAAGGGCUGCUGAUGCGUAUGUUAUAGGUCACACGAGGCCUACACUGUUGUGUUAGAGGCCGUGUCCACCAAAGAGUUUUUUUCUUAGGCACUAGGCGUGAAUUCUGUGCUGAACGCCAAAAGCUGAAAAAUGGUCAACUUUGGGUAAAACCGCUGCGCUCAUCAUUGUCACAUCAGCCGUUCAGUCACGACAGAGGAGUGGCAAAUAUUGCAAAGACAAACCGUCUUAAAGGUGCAACGUACAAGUGCUAAACAACAACAGCAAUAUAUAUAUCUGUAUAUGCUAUGUAUAUAUGCGGGUGCAUCCUCUCUCUCUGCACGCUUCAGCCUUCCCCUCGUCCUGGGCAGAUUUCUACUAUGUGCUGACGUGUUUACUUUCGCGGAUAUUCCAUAUCAUUGCAACCAAAGCUUCUCAACUAAAAAAAACGUUGCAUCUCCAAAGGUCUCUCAAACGCUCCCAGCUGGGCAUUAAGUUGAUAAAAAAAAAGUUUUGGUGGACACAGCGCCUUAAAUGUCACACCUGACACGCCUCUUUUGCUUCCGCGAUGCUGGCAUGCUAUCUAAAAUCACAUACUGGAGCAUUAUGAUACCACUGUUGUUUGGUUCUCUGUAAAAAUGCAAAGGAGGCAUUAAGAUGGGACUAAGUAGCGGCCCUAUAGUGCGAUCUCUGUGUAAAAAGGGCUUUGGUUGUCUUGUGCUGAAACCAAAUUUGAAAAGAUUAACAAAUUUAAUCUCUGUAGUAAUUGGAUAAAUCAAGACUAUACAAGGUAUGCAUUUAUCAUUACAAUAAGACUGCCAAUAAAUGUCAUUUUAAUGUAGAACUGCGCAAUGUUUAAUCGACCUUUUUUGUGUUUUUACCGUAUAUAUCAGUGCCAAGAGUGUGCCAACUGUCGACAUACUUACAACCAUCUCAUUGGUCCACUGGAGCACACUUAAGUCGAUAUUGCUUCUUCUCUUGCCAUCAUUGUGGAAGUUUUUGAAACAUUGUGGCAUCAGUGGCUUCGCUUCCUCUCUUAUCCAACCCCCUUUUUUCCUGGAAAUUAUCUGCAAGCCGAGAUGUCAUCCGUCGACGUAGUCAUGUGACAGUUCUGGCGUUUCAAAACCAAACCCAUGCAUGAUGAUAUACUGUGUUGUAGUGAGAUGCUUUAUCGGUGACUCCAAUGGCAGAACUGUGUCUAUUUUAGUAACUGUGGAGCUGCAUCGCUUUUGGAUCAUCAGAACUGUUGCCGUGGUGAUAUCCGAGUCGAGGUCUGGUUUCCCUUUGAUGUCCCACAAAGCUGAAAUUUCAGGUGCAUUGAUGUUUAUGCUCAUCUUCAAUUCUUGUGUGCGGAAUGCUAAUGUUAUGUUAUUUUUGUAUUUAUUAAUUUUUUUUCCUUACUGAAAAUAUUCCUUUAACCUGAACAAGAUUUGGCAGUGAAAAAUAUCAAAUUGAAGCACCUGUAUAUUGCUUUCCCCAAGAGUCAGGAUACAACCUAAUGCCUUAUGACUUGCAUCCAUUCCUGAUUUUCUUCACAUCCUGUCGGUGAAGACAGAAAGGCUCAAAAUGAAAUCUGGUCCAUGUUUACAGGCUGAAAGCACGAGAAAGUAGAACAUGUUUUUAUUCUGAAAACACAUUUUAAUUUCAGAGGAUUGUAGCAUGACAACAACAAGUUACUUUAAAUGCAAAUAGAAGAUAGAGGUUCACAUUCAAAGGUUCACAAAUGUUCGCAAAUGUUUAAUCACAGGAUUUAACUUGCAAAAUAUGGACCCUGAUGUGCCAGCUAGUUCCAAACCAUCACAGCAUCCCAGUGAGAAAACCCUCCAAACAAAGGUGCUGUCAUGAGGGAUGUUAGAGCAUCGUCAGAGUAAUCGCCAAAACCUGACAAUAUCACAAGCCAUGCAAACAACUCCCGCAGCCCAGAGCGCCGAAAUCAACAUUUUCCUAACGAUGAGUACGAGGAGGAUCAAAAGGUUCUUGGUCUGAAUGAUAACGUCAACUGUAUUCUAUUCUGAAAUAAAAAUUCACAAUAUUUUCAAUACACUCGUAA
Molecule: messenger RNA, 4203 nt
Organism: Plectropomus leopardus (leopard coralgrouper)
Lineage: Eukaryota; Metazoa; Chordata; Actinopteri; Perciformes; Serranidae
Gene: scd
Product: stearoyl-CoA desaturase (delta-9-desaturase)
Biological process (GO): response to fatty acid; monounsaturated fatty acid biosynthetic process; unsaturated fatty acid biosynthetic process
Cellular component (GO): endoplasmic reticulum membrane
Molecular function (GO): palmitoyl-CoA 9-desaturase activity; stearoyl-CoA 9-desaturase activity; iron ion binding
Source: RefSeq, a predicted model, not a curated record